AUGGCUUCAAUGCUUCCCUGUUUAGUUUGUUCCAAUAUCUUCCGAUCUGUGGUUUUCAUCUUUCUCUUUAGCUACUACAUUUCAGUGUCCACUGCAAAACUUUCUGGCAAUGAAACAGAUUACUUAGCCUUGCUUACAUUCAAGAUUGCAAUAAUUUCUGAUCCACUCAACAUCACUGCUUCUUGGAAUGAAUCCAUCCAUUUUUGCAAUUGGAUUGGAAUAACUUGUGGUAGAAAACACCAACGUGUCGUAAAAAUCGACUUGCAUUAUAGUGAACUGGCAGGUUCAUUGCCAUCAGCAGUGGGUAAUCUCAGUUUCCUGAGGGAACUUUUGCUUAACAACAAUAGUUUCACAGGCCAAAUACCUGAUGAAAUAGGCAAGUUGUCAAGACUUGACACAUUGAACCUUGCAAACAAUUCGUUUUCUUAUGAAAUACCAAAGAAUAUUUCGCGGUGCUUGAAUCUUCAUAGGAUUCAUUUGGGUGAAAAUAAGCUAGUUGGUAUGAUUCCUAUGGAGUUUCAGUUCUUGAUUAAGCUUCAAAGGUUUUAUGUUUUUCUCAAUUCUUUAACUGGUGAGGUCCCAUUUUAUUUGGGCAAUUUUUCUUCACUUAAAAGUCUCAGUCUAGGAGGAAAUAAUUUCCAUGGAAGGAUACCUGAUGUUUUUAAUGGGCUAAAAAAUUUGGAGCUUCUUGAAUUAGGACAGAAUAAUUUAUCUGGAACCAUCCCUUCAUCAAUAUUCAACUUGUCAUCUUUGCAGAUGCUUCAGUUAGAAUUCAAUCAGCUUGAAGGGCAGUUUCCAUCAGAUAUUGCAUUCACUCUUCCAAGAUUAGUGCGAGUCAAUCUCGUGGACAAUCGAUUAACAGGGAGACUUCCUCCUUCAAUAUCAAAUGCCACAAAGAUUAAGUUUUUAGCUGUUGAUAACAACAAUCUCACUGGAAAUGUUCCUUUUUUGGGAAGCCUCAAUGAUUUGUACUGGCUUGGACUAUCUGUCAAUCAUUUUGGAAAAGGGAAGUUGGAGGACUUGAGUUUUAUGUCUUCAUUACAAAAUUGUACCGCAUUAAAAUAUUUGUUGCUUCAAAACAAUAAUUUUGGAGGAAUCUUGCCAAGUUACAUGGGAAAUUUGUCCAACCUUUUGUGGUUUACAAUAGGGGGGAAUCUCAUACAGGGAAAGAUCCCAAUGGACAUUUAUCUACUUACGAGCUUGAGGGUACUUGGUUAUGAAUAUAACCGUCUCACGGGUAGUAUUCCAGAGUCUUUGGGAAAACUUAUUCAACUGAAUGUGUUGUCCCUCAACAACAACCAAUUCUCAGGGGUGAUUCCAUCUUCUCUAGGAAAUUUGACAAGGUUGACUCAACUCAGCCUCGGAUCAAAUGCUUUAAAUGGUACGUUACCGUCUAGUCUUGGACACUGCAAAUUUUUAUUGCAUAUGAAUAUUAGAAGAAACAAUCUUAGAGGUCACAUACCAAGUGAAUAUUUCAGGUCUCUGGAGGCACUUUUAGAUUUAGACCUAUCAAACAACCAGAUAACAGGACCUCUUCCUAUAGAUAUUAGCAUGAAGAACUUGUAUUACUUGAGUCUCUCACACAAUAAUUUAUCUGGUGAAGUACCUAGCAAUUUUGAUAGAUUGACUGGUUUGAGGGAGCUCUAUCUUGAUUACAAUGUUCUUCAAGGAACUAUCCCUCCAUCCUUGAGUUCUUUGAAAAGUCUAGAAUCACUUGAUCUUUCACAUAACAACUUUGUAGGGAAGAUCCCAGAAUUUUUCAGUAAACUCUCUUCUUUGAAAUACCUGAAUUUGUCUCACAAUAAUUUGGAUGGUGAGAUACCUAUUGAAGGAGUUUUCUCAAACAAGAAUCAAGUCUCAAUUGAUGGAAACAACAAGCUUUGCGGAGGUGUUCCAGAGUUCAAAAUGCCAAAAUGCACUCAAAUAUCCACAUCAAGAAGAUCACACGUCUCUCGUCCGUUGAUACUUGCAACAUCAAUUCCAGGAGGAAUAGUAGUACUAACAGCGGUGAUGCUUCUUCUUUAUUGGCUUAUUAAGAGAAAGAAAAGUUCAAUCUCAUCAGAGAACUCGACGAUGGAUAUUAUCCUCAGAGUGACUUACAAUACUCUCCACAAAGCAACGGAUGGCUUCUCUACGACAAGUUUGGUGCGAUCAGGAAAGUUUAGCUCGGUUUACAAAGGCAUUCUGGAUCAGAAUGGAAAACUGGUUGCAAUAAAAGUACUUAAACUUCAAGUUAGAGGAGCUUCCAAGACCUUUAUAGCAGAGUGUGAAGCAUUGAGGCAAAUUAGACAUAGAAACUUGGUGAGGCUUUUAACAUCUUGUUCAAGCAUUGAUUACCAAGGCAAUGAUUUUAAGGCCCUGAUUUAUGAGUUCGUCGCCAAUGGUAAUUUGGACAACUGGUUGCACCAAAGUGUGGAUCAUGAGGAAAGUGAGGAACAUAGAAGUUUAACCAUGCUACAAAGACUCAAUAUUGUAAUUGAUGUGGCUUGUGCACUAGAUUAUCUUCAUUAUCAUUGUGGAUCACCAUUGCUUCAUUGUGAUAUCAAACCAAGUAAUGUGCUUUUAGAUGAAGAUUUUGUGGCUCAUUUAGGUGACUUUGGAUUGGCAAAGUUCUUACCAGAGGCUAGAGAUAUGCUCUUCACUAGUCAAACCAGUUCUACUAUAAAAGGGACCAUUGGAUAUGUUCCACCGGAGUACGCUACGGGCAAUAUUAUGUCAACUUACGGGGAUGUGUAUAGUUUUGGAAUUUUAAUACUGGAAACAUUCACCAGCAAGAAUCCUACGGAUGAUAUUUUCGAGAAUGAUCUAAACCUCCAUAAUUUUGUUAAGUUGGGGAUACCAGAAAAGGUAAGAGAUGUUGUUGAUGCUACACUGUUAUGCAACAACGACAAUAACAAUAGUGCUGCAACAAUUGAGUGCCUGAUAUCAGUUCUUCAUAUUGGAAUUGCUUGUUCCAAGGAGCUGCCAAAAGAGCGCAUGGAUAUUAAGGAUGUUGUAAAUGAACUACGAUCCAUUAAUAAUGCCUUUCUUCGAAACAUCCACAGUUGAGAAGAAAGGUUUUAUGUAGGAAA
This is a messenger RNA of Lycium ferocissimum, 3071 nucleotides long. RefSeq names its product probable LRR receptor-like serine/threonine-protein kinase At3g47570. The transcript has 2 exons. The record is from RefSeq and is a predicted model, not a curated record. Gene Ontology annotation, biological process: protein phosphorylation. NCBI's taxonomy places the organism in Eukaryota, Viridiplantae, Streptophyta, Magnoliopsida, Solanales, Solanaceae. Bases 1 to 3048 code for a protein of 1015 amino acids. Gene Ontology annotation, molecular function: ATP binding; protein kinase activity; protein binding.